Anarrhichthys ocellatus (wolf-eel) is the source of this 3306-nucleotide messenger RNA. RefSeq names its product hamartin-like. Gene Ontology annotation, biological process: negative regulation of TOR signaling; negative regulation of cell population proliferation; regulation of cell cycle. The coding region runs from base 57 to 3230 and encodes 1057 amino acids. NCBI's taxonomy places the organism in Eukaryota, Metazoa, Chordata, Actinopteri, Perciformes, Anarhichadidae. Gene Ontology annotation, cellular component: TSC1-TSC2 complex. The transcript is spliced from 22 exons. The record is from RefSeq and is a predicted model, not a curated record.
UUCGUGUUGCUCAACAUGGCCGCGCGCUGCUCGGAUCAACAGGUCUGAAGGUGUCCAUGAUGUCCAGUCUGCAGGUGAGUAUCACUGAGCUCCUGCUCUCAUUGGACAGUCCAGAGCUGCAGGAGGCGGAGCAAGUCAGAGCAGCUGUCAAUCAGCAGUUGAGCACAGACAGAGGAGGUGCUGUGCUGUGCUCUCUGGUGGAGUACUACCUGGACUCGUCCUCCUCCCAGGUGGUGCUCCUCCUGUCCUCCAUCAGAGAGCCUCAUCACAAGCCGCUGCUGGAGAAGCUGAACGAGUCUCUGAACAGACCAGGAUCCAGACUGGCUGGUCUGACUCUGCUGGGUCACCUGAUCCGGAAACAGCCUCCGUGGGUUCAUCACAUCAGCCGCUCGGCUCUGCUGCCGUCGCUGCUGCGCUGCCUCAAGACAGAGACAGACGUGGUGGUCCUGAUCACAGGAGUCCUGGUCCUCAUCACCCUGUUACCCAUGAUCCCUCAGACCGGCAAGCAGCACAUCUACGACUUCUUUGACGUGUUCGGACGCCUCGUUUCCUGGAGCCACAAGAACCCUGGUCAUGUCCCGGUGGUCCACCUGGUCCACCUCCAUGCAGGUGUGUACUCUCUGUUCCACCGGCUCUAUGGGAUGUUCCCCUGCAACUUCAUCUCCUACCUGAGGCUCCACUACAGCAUGAAGGAGAACUUGGACACCUUCCAGGAGGUGGUCAAGCCGAUGUUGGAACAUGUAAGGGUUCACCCAGAGUUGGUCACAGGGACUCAGGACUAUGAACUGGACCCGUCCAGGUGGAAGUGUUAUGAAGUCCAUGACAUCGUGAUCGAUUGCUCCAGAGUGUCUCUGGAUCCUCUGGAGUCGUCCUGUGAGGAGGACAUGUACUCCUCCAUCAGAGACCCUCCUCCCACCUCCUCCUUCACUCCACUCAACCUCACCUCCAGUCCUCUAAACACAGAGACCGUCAGCAGCUCAGGAAGUUCAGUUUGUCCUCAGCUGCUGUGUGAACGUCUGACUCUCAACAGCUCCUACGUACAGGCUGAUGAUGUCACUUGGAGUCCGUCCUCACAAUGUGGUUUGUCGACGCCCCCUCCUGAACCUGCUGCAACAGACUCCUCCUCCCUACUGAGCAGGACCGCCUCCAUCUCAGGUGAGACAGGUGUGAAAUGUCCCUCACCAGCCACCAUCCCAGCGAUGCCGCUGACUGAAGAAAACCAAGAUGGCGGUCACAACAACGACCAGGUGAAGCUGGUCACACAGCUGGAGGUGUUGUCCAUUCAGCCAAUCACAGAGCUGCAGGGAAGAGGCCAGUGUGAUGUCAUCAGUACCAUCAGAGAAGACGUCCGACCCCAGCAGCCUUCCUCCUCCUCCUCCUCUCAGCCACUCCUCCUCACCUCCACCCCCCGUCAUGGUUCAGCCCUCCCCUCUUCUCCCUGCUCCCUCUCACUCUGCUUCACCCCCCCUCACCCCUCCUCCUCCUCCUUCACCACCCAGACAUCAGAGGAGGGAGGCUCCGCCCCUUCCAGCCAGAGCCCGGCCCCCCCGUACGAGCUCCUGUUUGAGCUCGCUGUGCCACGAGCCGCCAUGCUCUUCAUCGGAAGGAUGAGUCAGGAGGCGCUGGAGAGAGCAACAAGGGAGCAGGAGAAGGGACGAGGAGGAGGAGAGGGGGAGGACAGGGAGGAGGAGCAAACCUCCAUCUCUCCUCUGGAGGUUUUGGAUCAGCUGAUUGUCCACGGACACGACGCUCAUGAACACCUCAGCAGAAGGUUGUCAGCAGUGAAUAAGUCGGUGGAUAGGAGUCAUUUUGGAGGUAAACAGCAGAGCAUGAAAACCAAAGGCCCCGCCCAGGGGGAGGAGCUUCAGUCUCUGAGGAGUCAGCUGUUGUUGGUCCACAGUCAGCUGCAGUACGAACGUUUCAAACGUCAGCAACACGCCGUCAGAAACCGCCGUCUUCUGCGUAGAGUCAUCAACGCCACCGCGCUGGAGGAGCACGUCGUUGCCAUGAAGGGUCAGCUGAGCGUUCAGGACGAAGAGAUUCGUUCUCUGAAGUCGAGUCUGCAGGAAGAACAGAGACGAUACACACAGCUACAGCACGACACACACACACACACCACGCAGCUGCACACACACAACCAACAGCUGCUGCUGCAACAACAGGACGAGCAGAGAGACAAGCAGAGACUCAAGAGCGAGCUCCAGGAGUGUCAGAGCAUGUUGAGGGACCUGGAGGCGGAGCUUCAGAAAGCCAGUAACAAGGCUUACAAUGCAGAACACCAGCUGACCCAGCUGUCACUCAAGUUGUGCAGCAGUGAGCAGCUGCAGCAGCAGAUCUUCCUGUUGAACCAGCAGCUCGUCCUGCUGAGAGAAACUAACAGAGCUAUGAGUGAACAGCUGGAUGGAGGAGAGACACACCAGCACACUGAGGCGUCCAUGCUGCAGUGCAGUGUGGGUAAGGAGUACCAGCGGCUGAAGGACAGCGACGUCCAGCAGAGACAGAAGCUGGAAGCAGCCAAUCACAGGACAGCAGAGCUGGAGAACCAGCUGGCCAAGAAAGACCAGCUGAUCCUGGAUCAGAAGAAACUCCUGGACGACACCAAGGCCCAGAGCAGAGGCGAGCUGUCGGCGUGUGAGAGUCGCUGUGAGGCUCUGAGGAGAGUCACCCAAACACUUCAGACGGAGACGCUUCACCUGUACAGCCAGAUCCACCUGGACACACACAGCAGGCCAAAUGGCGGCAGCGUCGCCUUACCGGCACCUCAGGCCGGCCACAAACCCCGCCCCUUCUCUUCUUCUUCUGUUGGUAUAAUAAACGGAGCUACGGAGACCUUCUCCACCUCCCCCCUGCACCUCCCCUCCAGCUCAUCCUCCCCCCUCUCCCUCUCCCCCAUCGACUCCCCCCUGGCCGUCGGCUCCUUCCUGGAGCAGCGUGCACGGCAGCUGUUCAGACCGACCAAUCACAGCCAGGAGGAGGAGGAGGAGCAGGAGGGGGAGGAAAAGGAGGAGGAAGAGGAGCAGGAGGACCAGCCAGAUAGCCCUCCUCUGGGUCAGGAGGCAGACAUCCUCCUUGCAGGGAGUCCUCAGACGGAGCCACCAAGCUGGGCUUCAGAUCACAGCCGGACCUCCUCUGGACCUCCUGCACCUCCUGGAGACCUGACACUCGCUGUCCGCCAGAGGAGGCACGAACUCAGCAUCAUGGACUACGACGAGACGCUGCCCGAGUACUGAUGGGGAGUAAAGGAGGGACGAAGGAAGGACAAAGGAGGGACAAAGGAGGGACGAAGGAGGGACGAGGGAGGAUGAA